AUGGCUAGUAAUUGGAGGCCACCGCCGUGUUGGGACAGGACACAGCCUGUGGGCCCACUACAGUCUGGAAACCCACCGCACCCUUGGAAUACACCGAAUCCUCAGGGCCCAUAUCAGUCUGGGUACCCACCGCAGCCUUCGAAUGCACCGCAGCCUUCGAAUCCGCCGCAGCCUUCGAACCCCUCGACGAACCCAGAUGCGAUCACAACAGCUCAGUCGACGAUAUUGUCAGACGCUUCAACGCAACAAGACAGUUCGACGCAGGCUGAAGAUAAUAGGCUGAGUCAGGAAGCGCCGCAGGCUCAGAACCGGCGGCGGAUUCAGAUCAGGCGGCAGGUUCAGAGGCGGGCCCAAUGGCAGGUCCAAUGGCUUAGGUGGAUGAGCAAUAUCUUGCCGAGAAGGAUCUUGCCGGAAAGGAUCUUCCAUAGAAGGAUCUCCCCGCCAAGAGUCCUCCUGAGAGGAGACCCAUUAGGACAGCCUCAAGAAGCAGACCUGCCGAACGUAUCCGCAAGGCCUUUGGCAUCGACGGGCCAACUUCCUCCUUCAGAAUCGAAUCCCCCUUCUCGCGAGUACAUCUGGGGGUGGAUUGACCGCCGAGAUGGAGGGCUAAGUUACGAUGAUCUGCCUACUUGGUUGAGGAAUGCAAGCCAGGGGCUAAAUCUGAAAGGCGCAUUCGAUGCCAUGACUGAGCUUGCAGGAAGAAUCCCAGGUGACACUAGCGCCCACUUUGAGUUACUCGCUAAACCAGUAGUGGACGACUUCUACCACCAGAAGGCACUCACCCCUCAAGAGAGUGAUUCCAGUAUGAUGGUGAGCGAUUUCGCCGAAACGCAAACUCGUCCAUAUUACGCAGCGCUUUUUGCUACCAAGCAAGGCCGGCAUUAUGGUACAGCUUGGCACUGGUGGGCAAUUGCUUCCGUUCGUGAGGCUGGUCCAUUAAAUACGACGGCAUCCGACCCUGGCAAGCCACAACAUCUCUUUGUGUAUGAUCCGAGGCCUUUGCAACUAGACCUUGAAGGGCUUAGGACUACGCGAGGCUUGCGCGACUUUCUUCGAAAUGAUCAAUACCAAAUGCUGAAGAGAUUGAAUCAGGAAGUUCCCAUCAAGUAUCUUUUUGUCAAUCGGGCACGACUGCGGAUGCCCGACCUGAGUGAUCGCCUUCGAGGGACCUUGUGGUGGAUCUUCAAUAUGGUCAGCCGUGGUGAUAUGCCAAUUGCGAUCGGAUCAGAGCUAAGCGAUCUUCGAUGCAAGGCAGUCGACGCGGUCACUCUGGAGUUUGAACACGAUGAACAAGAUACGGGAGCAAAGACAGAGCGGAAGUUGAUCUUGAGAUCGAUUGCAAGAGCGGUUGAGCGUUGA
This is a messenger RNA of Aspergillus aculeatinus CBS 121060, 1359 nucleotides long. RefSeq lists its product as uncharacterized. Bases 1 to 1359 code for a protein of 452 amino acids. NCBI's taxonomy places the organism in Eukaryota, Fungi, Ascomycota, Eurotiomycetes, Eurotiales, Aspergillaceae. The transcript has 2 exons. The record is from RefSeq and is a predicted model, not a curated record.